Lotus japonicus is the source of this 1231-nucleotide messenger RNA. Its product is annotated as transcriptional regulator TAC1-like. The coding region runs from base 123 to 578 and encodes 151 amino acids. The record is from RefSeq and is a predicted model, not a curated record. NCBI's taxonomy places the organism in Eukaryota, Viridiplantae, Streptophyta, Magnoliopsida, Fabales, Fabaceae. The transcript has a single exon.
UUGGAGGUGCCAAUCUUCCUUAGUUCUCCAAUUUGAUUAUAAAUUUUGUUACGGCGCUGCCAAUAUUAACCUUUUUCCUUAUUGCUAUAGCUAUUGCACUCUUCUUUACUUGCCAAAAAAAGAUGGAGUUCAAUGCCCAAAAUUCUAGUAAAUCUCAGCAAAUAGGGUGGAGAUCAGAUGAUUUGGGUGGUCCUGGACAAGUUAGGUCUUAUUCUUGUACCUUUUGCAAGAGAGGGUUCUCAAAUGCACAAGCACUAGGUGGCCACAUGAAUAUCCAUAGAAGGGAUAGAGCCAAGCUCAAGCAAUCUUCCGAAGAAAACUUGCUUUCUUUGGACAUUUCAAUGAAGAGCACAGAGCACCUUGAUUCAGAAGAGAACCUAGCACCUCAAAAAGGCAAGCUGGUAAGUGCAACAACAGCAGAACAUCCUCGUAAUCCUUCAUAUGUUGCCAAAGCAACUGGUAGUAGUGUUGUUGUACAGAUGAGCAGUGAAGAGGAGAAAACAGAUUUAGACCUUGAGCUCAGGUUAGGCUUUGAACCGCUUGGGUCAUCAAUAUUGAGCACCAGAGCGUUCUUUUGAUUGGUUUCUAUCGGAGAAUCAGCAGCCGAAGGUCACAUUUUUUACGUGCCUACCAGCUCUUUGCAAUUUAGUUUAAGUAAUUAAAUUUAAAAUGAAAAUUACAUUAAAUUUAAAGGAGAUGUGUAUUUUAUGAGAAUAUUUUGAGAAUAUAAAAAUAAAUCAUUACUACUACAUCUAAUCAUGAAUGGUUAUGAUCAAAACAAAUUGAUAUAUAGUCAUGCGAUAGUCACGUGAUCAUUUAAAAAUAUCAUGUGACUUUUGACUUAAUGUUUUAAAUCUUAAUCAUUCAUGAUUAAAUCUAAUAAUUAUAAUUUAUUUUUAUAUUCUCAUAGUGACUAUUUCUCUUAAAAUACCUCUUCAAAUUUAAACUCUAAAUAAAUAUACAUGCGCUCUUGUAUGUUAAUAUUCCUUGUAUUUUUCUCCUGUCAGCAGAUGAGUUUGCCGUUAUUUUGGCAUUGUCUCUCUGUUUUUUUUGUUCUUUUAGUAAUUAGUGCCAUACUUGUUCUCUAGCUACUUUAUAUAAAGAAAAUAAACUAUUGCUUAGGCGAUGAACAUAAAUUUAAGCUAUUAUUGAAAGUUCUUUUGUUUUGUGUGUUAUGUAAAAGAUAUUCGUUGGAUUCUAAAUGUAAUUCUCCCAAUUAUAAGUUAUAUAA